AUCUCUCCUUCUCUCUCUCUUUCUUUCUCUUCCCUUCUCUUUCUCUUCUUCCUUUAUCUCCCUCCCCCUUCUCCUCCUCCUCCUCCUCCUUCUUCUUCCGUUCUCUCAUUCAUACCCCUCAUCAGUGUGUGUGUUUCCCUCCAUCCCCGCUUCAUCUCCUCUUUCUCCAUCACCUAUUUGCAUCCUUCAUAUUAAUACCACGAACUUAUUUUAAUAAUAGUAACCAUAUCUUUGUACCCUCCUUCCCAUCUCAUCUCUCCUCAUCCGAAUCUGAUUCCUCACACUCCCAGGCACACCUCUUCCUUUCCAUUCUUCAUUCCGUCUUAAUAGCCCUCCUUUUGUCCUGCUGGCCAGGACAAUCCCCAUACAUAUAUAUCCAACAUUCCUCACAACACCUACUCCUCCCAGGAACCGAUGACCGUUCCAAGCCGCCCACACGACCAGGAGACCAUUCUCGUCACUGGCGGCGCGGGCUUCAUCGGUUCACACACCGUCGUCGAGCUCCUCUCCUUGGGCAAGCACCUCGUCAUCGUCGACAACCUCUGUAACUCCUCAGAGGAGGCCCUGCAUCGCGCCAAAAUUCUCGCCAACAACAAUGGGUCGCUGGUCUUCCACAAGGCUGACAUUCUCGACGCCAUCGCCCUAGAACGUGUCUUUGAGCAGCACAAAUUUUCAGCUUGCAUUCACUUCGCCGGGCUCAAGGCUGUAGGCGAGUCUGCGCAGAUUCCACUUGGAUACUAUCAGACCAAUGUCACCGGCACCCUCAACGUAAUUCAACUGCUUCAAAAGUACAACUGCCGCAACUUCAUCUUCUCAUCCUCCGCAACUGUCUAUGGUUUGCCCACAUCCGAAGCUCCUAUCAAGGAGGAUGCCUCCAUAGGAGCCCUGAAUCCAUACGGGCGCACUAAGCAGUACAUCGAGGAGAUACUUCAAGAUAUUGCUGUGAGUGAGCCCAACCUAUGGAAUAUUAUCCUGCUCCGGUACUUCAACCCGGUCGGCGCGCAUCAGUCCGGCAUCAUUGGCGAGGACCCCAACGGCAUUCCCAACAACCUGAUGCCAUUUGUGGCUCAGGUGGCCAUUGGCCGACGACCAGUCAUCAGCGUCUUUGGAGACGACUACGACACCAAGGACGGCACCGGUGUUCGGGACUAUAUUCACAUUGUCGACUUGGCAAAAGGACAUGUCGCGGCAUUGAACAAAAUCCAGUCGACGGUGGCUGCCAACAGUGCCCUCGGCUGCGUGCCCUACAACCUCGGAUCUGGCGUCGGUUAUUCUGUGAUGGAUAUGAUUCACACCAUGUCCAAGUCCGUCGGCCGUGCGCUGCCCUAUAAGGCCGUAGCAAGGAGAGUUGGAGAUGUCGGCAGUGUGAUUGCCGACCCUUCACUGUCUGAGAGAGAGCUCGGGUGGAAGGCAGAAAAGACACUUCAGGACAUGUGCGAUGACCUCUGGCGGUGGCAGACCCAAAACCCUGAUGGAUACAUUACGACAUCAGGAACAUCAACGCCCACAACCCCAACACCAGCCUCGCACUCAUCCAUCGUCACGUUGCCAACAACGCUCUUACCCAUCGUCACAAGUGUCCCCAAGGCCACCCUGAAGCCAAUCGCGCUCGACACUGAGGCCGACUCGCCUGCAGCCUUUGCCAUGGCUCUUUCACCAUCCAGUUCACCAGCACCUGGACCUAAUGCCGACAUAGCCUUCUGAACGCAAGGUCAUGUUGUAAUGGAAGAGACGCUAUGAUGCAGUCGACGUUUUUGCUGUUGUCUUACUCUCAGUAAACAGCAGCACAGUCCGCUUAUAGAAAAAAAAAAAAAACAUCUUUGGCAGCACCCACACCGCAUAGUAUCUACCUAUUUAUUUAAUAACUAGUCCAUUGAUUUCUUCUUUUCUCCCCUCCUCCGCGCAUACAAAAAGACUGAUACCGGAGUGGUUGCUCCUCGGCCACGCUAUUUUGACACUUCAGCCCUUAGUCAUUAAUACUCGUCCCUCCAUGCCAGUACUCUAUUACAACUAAUAAUAAGUAAUUUUCGACAAUAACAACA
Messenger RNA from Gamsiella multidivaricata, 2042 nucleotides. RefSeq lists its product as uncharacterized. Gene Ontology annotation, cellular component: cytosol. Gene Ontology annotation, molecular function: UDP-glucose 4-epimerase activity. Bases 415 to 1704 code for a protein of 429 amino acids. The transcript has a single exon. Gene Ontology annotation, biological process: beta-D-galactose catabolic process via UDP-galactose, Leloir pathway. The record is from RefSeq and is a predicted model, not a curated record. NCBI's taxonomy places the organism in Eukaryota, Fungi, Mortierellomycota, Mortierellomycetes, Mortierellales, Mortierellaceae.